AUGGCAACCAAUGGUGACACAGUUGGCCGUGACGACCUUACUUCUCGUACUCUGCCGUUCAUGAAGCUCUCAGAUGGCUCAGAGGCAUCUAUGACUAGCCCGCCACCACCAUUACCUCACUACCUCAACGCGGAAGGGAGAGCAUUGGCACGCUUCGCGGUCGAAGGCAAUGUAGUCAUCACUGGCGGUGCCGGCACCCUAGCCCUCUCCACAGCCCGUGCCCUCCUGGAGCACGGCGCUGCAGGUCUUUGCCUUUGGGAUCUUGAAGCCACCCUCCGAAGCGCCCAACCAGCGAUCGCCAAACUCGCCUCCGAAUUCCCCAGCACUCGCAUCUUCAGCAUCGCAGUGGACGUCACGGACGAUGAAGCCAUUGCUGAAGCCGUCACCUCCGUGGUGCAGACGUUUGGAACGUUGGAUCAUCUCUUCUGCUUCGCAGGGAUCGUAGGUUGUUACCAUGCUAUGGACAUGUCGACGGCUCAAUGGCGCAAGACCCUUGAUGUCAACACCACCGGAUCUUUCCUCUGUGCUCAGGCCGCGGCACGGCAGAUGAAAUCACAGGGUAGCGGUGGGACCAUUACGAUGACGGCCAGUAUCAGUGCGCAUCGUGUCAACUUCCCGCAGCCGCAGGUCGGGUACAACGUCAGCAAGGCUGCCAUUGUUGCGUUGAAAUCAUCUCUGGCAGCGGAGUGGGCAGUGCAUGGGAUCAGGGUUAACUCCAUUAGUCCAGGAUACAUGGAUACCAUUCUGAACGCAGGUGAUGGGAAUAUCGCGGAGGCGAGGGCGAGCUGGGCAGCGCAUAAUCCCAUGGGACGCAUGGGGCAGCCGCCUGAGGUGGAGGGGAUGUGUGUUUUGUUGGCGAGUCGUGCAGGAAGUUAUAUCAAUGGUGCUGACAUGUUAAUCGAUGGUGGUGCAACCGUGUUUUAG
Fulvia fulva is the source of this 924-nucleotide messenger RNA. RefSeq names its product NADP-dependent mannitol dehydrogenase. Gene Ontology annotation, molecular function: oxidoreductase activity, acting on NAD(P)H, oxygen as acceptor. Lineage: Eukaryota; Fungi; Ascomycota; Dothideomycetes; Mycosphaerellales; Mycosphaerellaceae. Gene Ontology annotation, cellular component: intracellular anatomical structure. The transcript has 2 exons. The coding region runs from base 1 to 924 and encodes 307 amino acids. The record is from RefSeq and is a predicted model, not a curated record.